Molecule: messenger RNA, 1437 nt
Organism: Eucalyptus grandis
Lineage: Eukaryota; Viridiplantae; Streptophyta; Magnoliopsida; Myrtales; Myrtaceae
Product: RNA pseudouridine synthase 7-like
Exons: 11
Coding region: 17-1084 (355 amino acids)
Biological process (GO): pseudouridine synthesis
Molecular function (GO): pseudouridine synthase activity; RNA binding
Source: RefSeq, a predicted model, not a curated record
CGUUUCUAAGUGUUCGAUGGUCGCAGGAGAAUGGAGAGGAAUUGAAAGGAAGGAGGAGGGGGAGAUUGUGUGGCAAACUCUGUUGAAUCCUCCGGAGAGCCAAGAUUACAUCUUUCGCGAAGGGAGGCGCUACGUGGCACCCUACCAUUUCGAGUUCAUCUCUCAUGUCAGUGCCGCUGAAAGUGGACCGAUACAAGUCGAGGGGAGGGUAGUUCCUGUCUCUUACAUUGUAAAACCGUCUGAAAAAAUAAGCCACUUUGUACACAGGCAUGAGCCUCCUGUGAUAAGCCAUGGUGUCUCCAUCCUACAGAAAGAACUGAAUGUCGUGACUGUUUAUAAGCCGGCAUCUAUUCCAUAUCGUAAAAACACUGUGGUCAGCAUCCUUCCGGCAGAGCAAGGACUGGCACCCUUAUUUCCUGUUCACCAACUAGAUCGCCUUGUCUCUGGACUCCUUAUCUUUGCCAGAAACGCGUCAAAAGCAGAUCUUUUGAGGCAACAGAUUGAAGGUGGUUUGAUGCAGAAACAGUACAUUGCAAAGGUGGUGGGUGAAUUUCCUGAGAAUGAGCUGGAGGUCAAUGUCAACAUCAAUUACAAUGCUCGAGAAGGAAGGAGCACAGUGGAGGCAGGUGACCCUACUUGUGAUACUGCCCUCUUGAAAGGAAGGCCGCUUGUACAUAGUUCACAAGGAUCAGCACCAAUGGAAUUCAUAGCUUUGUUCUCUGUGAACCAGUCACUGGAAGAACUUCAUCAGAUACGCGUCCAUUUGCAGUUUAGUGGCCAUCCAAUUGCCAAUGACAUGAUUUACCUUUCUGAACAAAGGACCAGUCAUUCAGCUGAAGGAAUGGUUGCUGAUAAAGCUGCUGGUUUGUCAUCAGAAUCCAGUGUUUCUGAUAUUGGGCAGAACGAAAAGGAAGAGGAGCCUUGCAUUGAAUUUAGUACUGACCCUAUGUGCACGAAUUGUCCAAAUUUAGCUCCAAAAGGAUAUGAUGGGAAUGAGGAGGGACUGUGGCUACACUACAUACAAUAUUCUGGACCCGAAUGGAUCUAUGAGUGCCCAUAUCCAGAUUGGGCAUCCCUUGGCUAGCCUAAGAACAAUCCAAUUUUUCAUCUCGAGGCUGUUCUCUAAAUUUGCUUGAAAAAUAUAGCAAGUUCACAGUUAUGCAGCUGUUUACUUUUCCAAAGAGCCUUGGAAGAAUCUGAUACUGUGAGAGACGAUUGCAAGCCUGCAAAAAUUGUUUCAAAUAGUGUAUUCCAAUGCCGAGUGUAUGCUCAUAGGUUGUAGAGAAAAGAGCUUCCUCAUCGGUGAAAUUGCUCUCGUUAAAGUCCUUCAUGUUUGUAGGAUGAGAAUCAACUGUUGGUCCCGCUUGACAGGAGAAACAUUUUGCUGUGGCUCAAUUCUUUUAUUGGCAGUCUGAUUGAGGAACUACUUUCUGUUUA